CAUCACCUGUUGUCACCUUGAUCUAGACAAACUGUCUUCUUUAUAACGUAUAUCACUUUAAGCGGGCAUGUGUUCGAAUUGCAGUGUUGGUGAGCGCAUCUCAACACAAUCGCCUUCGUCUUAGUAUGCUACAGCAAUUCGGUAAUUAUAGCAAGCCCUAAGAUCUAGACCAUGAGGUUCUUAUGUCUUCCAGGCGCAUAUGGUAGCGCAGAUAAAUUUCAAGUUCAAUUAGCUCCUCUAGUAAAUGAGCUGCUUUCUGAUGGAUCGGCAUCUUUUCGAUUCAUAAACGCUCCAUGCGAGGCCGUCCCUCCGAAAGGAUUUGAGGACUUCUUUGGCAAGCCCCCGUAUUACCGAUUCAUUGAGCCAGAUGAGAAAGAAACUGAAGAUACCGAUGUCCUCUCACGUAUUCGUGAUUUCCCAGAAUGCGAUACGGCCGAGGACACAAUGCGGGAACUAUUCAAGGAAGGUGUGGCAAGCAGCGUGUUGAGCACUAGGAGAGCGAUCGAGUUCUUGCUGGACAUUAUGAAGAAAGAAGGCCCAUUCGAAGGCAUCAUCGGCUAUUCUGAGGGUGCUACGGUUGCAGGUACACUACUUCUCGCCGAACAAGAGCUUUUCAAGAAGACUGGACGCCAACCCAUGAUCAAAUGCGCCAUCUUCUUUGCUGGCUGGCCUCCGCUUGACCCCACGACAUAUUCUAUGGUCUUAUCAGACGAGUCUGAUACUAUGAUUGGCAUCCAUACAUGCCACAUUAUUGGCUCUCUCGAUCCUUACGUAGCUGGUUCAAUGGCUUUGUACAAUACAUGCGAGCCUGACUACGCUCACAUCUUUGACCAUGGCAAAGGGCACACAUUGCCCAGGGAGAAGGCUGUUAUCAAAGAGCUUGGAGAUGUGAUUCGUAAUAUGAUAGCAGAGGCGUCGUGAGGGACUACAGGGGGCUUCGGGGCAAAGAUAGGGGCGUUCGAUAAACAAACCACAUUAUAGACAGAACAUCUUACU
Molecule: messenger RNA, 996 nt
Organism: Xylaria bambusicola
Lineage: Eukaryota; Fungi; Ascomycota; Sordariomycetes; Xylariales; Xylariaceae
Product: serine hydrolase FSH
Exons: 4
Coding region: 172-921 (249 amino acids)
Cellular component (GO): cytoplasm; nucleus
Source: RefSeq, a predicted model, not a curated record